AUGGCUGGCUCACAGAUGGAGCUAUUGGUAAAUAACUGGGAGGCCAAGUUUCUAGCCACCUUUGAUGAAAUCUGCAUAGCAGUUUGUAGACGGAUCGAAGCCCUCACAAAGCUGCCACAACCACUCACAACAUCUGAUAUACAGCCACCUGAAGCAACUGGCCCCACAGACUGUCUUGAAUCUGGGUUGGAGACCUGGCUGGCACAAAGCCCCCACUCAUUAGCACAUCUUGUCACACUGUUGCCCUGGUCACUCAUCCCUCUUCUGAGCUGGUUGCCCAUCUGGAAGUUUCUUUCCUCCUCUGUCCCUACACCAAGGGCCCAUGAGCCUGAUAAGGAUAUCAAUAUAUACAAG
Pelobates cultripes (western spadefoot toad) is the source of this 354-nucleotide messenger RNA. Lineage: Eukaryota; Metazoa; Chordata; Amphibia; Anura; Pelobatidae. The record is from the annotation of a GenBank genome assembly.